Molecule: messenger RNA, 906 nt
Organism: Trachymyrmex septentrionalis
Lineage: Eukaryota; Metazoa; Arthropoda; Insecta; Hymenoptera; Formicidae
Product: PDZ and LIM domain protein 4-like
Exons: 3
Coding region: 139-438 (99 amino acids)
Biological process (GO): actin cytoskeleton organization; muscle structure development
Cellular component (GO): adherens junction; filamentous actin; Z disc
Molecular function (GO): muscle alpha-actinin binding; actin binding
Source: RefSeq, a predicted model, not a curated record
CGCGAUGCAGAGACCAAAGACGAUCAGCAAUCCUUGAUUGUUAUUCGUACUCGAUCUCGUGUUGUCGUAAGCCCGAUCUGAGAGACAAGAUUGUCGUGUCUACUUUCAGGCAAAACAAAAUAUUGUGCUAAAGUUUCCAUGGCGGCUGUCAAUGCCACCAUCACUACAGACGUUAAACUGUUACGAUGUAAGAAUCAACCGUGGGGCUUUCGACUCUCCGGAGGUGUGGACUUUACUUUUCCUUUAACCGUCACCAGAGUGACGAUCGGAAGCCUGGCCCAUAUAGCUGGUUUGCAAGCGGGCGACAUAGUAAUCCGCGUGAAUGGAGAGCCAAUAAGUCAACUCACACAUAUGCAAGUCUACGAUAAGUUUGCCAACAUAGGCAAUGAUAUCGUUUUAUCUAUUGUGCAAAGUCACGAAAUCGUGCAACAGAAGUAAUAAUGGUUUCCCCUUGCCGUUGAUUUAUGUUUUUACGAGCUUGAAUCCGAUGUUGCGACAAUAGUGCGUAAACGAAAGUGAAAAAGUCUGCACGUGAUAUCGUGAGUCGAAAAUGCGACAUACUGUAAACGAAAUAAAUAAAAGAAAAUUGACGGAAAAUAUCGACAAGGCGAGAUUUUUAAGCCAUAUGUUUAAAUUUACAGUACGCUUUGGCCCGACCUUUCCGGCAUGCAUCUGGUGUGCAUUAAGUCGCGACGAUCAAGGCCUUAGUCAGACAAUGUUGCGAAAUUAUGUCGGCAAUUGAUUCACUUGAUCGAGCGCAAUUAGUCAAUUAUCGAUCGAAAGGCGCGUUCCAGGCCAUUUUUAAUCACAAUUAAGUGAUCCGCAAUUAAAUUCUUUCUCCUUCCAACAAUAUGUGAUUAGAUAAUACAAUCAAGAAUAAAUGAGGAUGAAUUCAAGGAAACGCGA